GCCGCCCCGCCGAGGCGCGGGGCGCUGCGGGCCCGCUGACCGCGUCCCCCGAGGGCUUCCCCGCGGCCAUGGCGCCCGCCUGGCCCUGGCUGCUGCUGUGGCUGGGGGUUCUGCGCGCCCUCCCGGCCCCGCCGCGCAUCCGGCUGCCGCUGCGGGGCGGCGCGGCCCCGCCGUCGGGACUCCGGCAGCGCCGGGCGCCGCUGGACACCGAGCCCGACAGCACCGGCAGCUUCGUGGAGAUGAUCGACAACCUGCGGGGCAAAUCCGGCCAGGGGUACUAUGUGGAGAUGACGGUGGGCAGCCCCCCGCAGAAGCUGAAUAUCCUGGUGGAUACAGGGAGCAGUAACUUCGCUGUGGGAGCUGCACCACACCCCUUCCUCCGGAGAUACUACCAGCGGCAGCUGUCCAGCACCUACCGCGACCUGCGGAAGGGAGUGUACGUGCCCUACACCCAGGGCAAGUGGGAAGGGGAGCUGGGCACUGACCUUGUCACCAUCCCCCAUGGCCCCAACGUCACUGUCAGAGCCAACAUCGCUGCCAUCACGGAGUCAGACAAAUUCUUCAUCAACGGCUCCAACUGGGAAGGGAUCCUGGGGCUGGCGUAUGCCGAGAUUGCCCGGCCCGACGACAGCCUGGAGCCCUUCUUUGACUCCCUGGUGAAGCAGACACGGGUGCCCAACAUCUUCUCCCUGCAGCUGUGCGGGACAGGCUUCUCUCCCAACGAGACAGAGGCCGUGGCCUCGGUGGGAGGCAGCAUGAUCAUCGGUGGCAUCGACCGCUCGCUGUACGUGGGGGACAUCUGGUACACCCCCAUCCGCAAGGAGUGGUACUACGAGGUCAUCAUCGUCAAGCUGGAGAUCAACGGGCAGGACCUGAACAUGGACUGCAAAGAGUACAACUAUGACAAGAGCAUUGUGGACAGCGGGACCACCAACCUCAGGCUGCCCAAGAAGGUGUUUGAGGCUGCGGUGAAAUUCAUCAAAACAGCGUCUUCGACGGAGAAGUUCCCAGACGGCUUCUGGCUGGGGGAGCAGCUGGUUUGCUGGCAGGUCGGCACCACCCCCUGGCACAUCUUCCCCGUCCUGUCCCUCUACCUGAUGGGGGAGGCCACCAACCAAUCCUUCCGGAUCACCAUCCUGCCCCAGCAAUACCUGCGCCCGGUGGAGGACGUGGCCACCUCUCAGGACGACUGCUACAAGUUCGCCAUCUCCCAGUCCUCCACGGGCACCGUCAUGGGCGCCGUGAUCAUGGAGGGCUUCUACGUGGUGUUCGACCGCGCCCGCAAGCGCAUCGGCUUCGCCGUCAGCGCCUGCCACGUGCACGACGAGUUCCGGACGGCCGCGGUGGACGGGCCCUACCUGCACUCCAACAUGGAGGACUGCGGCUACAACAUCCCGCAGACGGACGAGUCCACCCUGAUGACCAUCGCCUACGUCAUGGCGGCCAUCUGCGCCCUCUUCAUGCUGCCCCUCUGCCUCAUGGUGUUCCAGUGGCGCUGCUUCCGCUGCCUGCGGCGGGACCAUGACGACUUUGCCGACGACAUCUCCUUGCUGAAGUGAUGGCAGAGCCUGGCGCAGCCCUGCAGGUGAGGCAGCAGGGCAGGGGCCUUGCUCCGGGGGCUGGAGUGUGGCAGCAGUGUGGGGAGCUCAGACCCUGUGCCCGGGGCCUGGGGACUCGGUGUCCAUCAGGGCCAGCAGCCAGGGGAGCCCCAGGCGCAUCCAUCCACCUGGGACCUGCAG
Molecule: messenger RNA, 1739 nt
Organism: Catharus ustulatus (Swainson's thrush)
Lineage: Eukaryota; Metazoa; Chordata; Aves; Passeriformes; Turdidae
Gene: BACE1
Product: beta-secretase 1
Exons: 9
Coding region: 69-1559 (496 amino acids)
Biological process (GO): membrane protein ectodomain proteolysis; amyloid-beta metabolic process
Cellular component (GO): endosome; membrane; trans-Golgi network
Molecular function (GO): aspartic-type endopeptidase activity
Source: RefSeq, a predicted model, not a curated record